UUGCAAUUAAUCUGAAAGACAUUUCAGGAAACCCAAACAUCGGAAUUACGAAUCCCACAUUUGUUAAUACAAAUUUAGUUUUAGUCGUUUUACUAUGAUGUUUCGUGGAUAGCUUAGUAAUGCCUUGGUUAAACGAAAACGUGUGAAUCUGUGAGCGACUGUAUUUGUCUGAAAACAUGGCGAACUUCACGGGCGCAACAACACCGCAGCAGUUUGAAGAACUGUUAAAAAAAGCCGGCAAGUCCCUCGCUGUUGUCCAUUUCUAUGCACCAUGGGCUCCACAGUGCAGUCAGAUGAACGAUGUGAUGGAGGAGUUAGCAAAAGAACACAAACAGACCAUGUUUAUCAAGUUGGAGGCUGAGGCAGUCCCCGGGGUCUCUGAGAAGUAUGAGAUCAGCUCAGUUCCCACCUUCCUCUUUUUCAAGGGUGGUGAGAAGAUUGACAGGCUGGAUGGCGCGCAUGCCCCUGAGCUGACCAAUAAGGUGCAGCGACUGGCGUCCACUGGGGGCGGGCCUGCUGUGGUGGGGGGCGUCCCUAAAGAGGAGCUUAACGAGAGACUGAGGAAACUCAUCAGCACUGCGCCCUGCAUGCUGUUCAUGAAGGGAUCGCCCCAGGAACCACGCUGUGGCUUUAGCAGGCAGAUAGUGCAGAUUCUGAAGGACCACAACAUCCAGUACAGUAGCUUUGAUAUCCUCUCGGACGAGGAGGUCCGGCAGGGCCUGAAGACCUACUCCAACUGGCCCACAUACCCUCAGGUGUAUGUUAAUGGAGAUCUGGUUGGAGGGCUGGACAUCAUCAAGGAGCUGGCUGAAACCGGAGAGCUGGAGAACACCUGCCCUAAGGCUAUCCCAGUGGAACACAGGUUGAAGUCCCUCAUUAACAAAUGUUCUGUCAUGCUCUUCAUGAAAGGAAAUAAAGAGGCAGCCAAAUGUGGAUUCAGUCGUCAGAUACUUGAAAUAAUGAACCGCACAGGGGUUGAGUAUGAGACGUUUGACAUUCUUCAGGAUGAGGAGGUCCGGCAGGGCCUGAAGACAUAUUCCAACUGGCCUACGUACCCACAGCUCUAUGUAAAAGGGGAACUGAUCGGAGGACUGGAUAUUGUCAAGGAACUGAUGGCUAAUGGAGAGCUGGACUCAGUGCUUCGAGGGCAGAAUUAGGAAGACGAGGGACGGGAUGCGGCGAGCAGGCAGCCCCCGCGGCCCUGUGGGUGAAGGGUGGGGGUGUAACGGCGGCUGUGCUCCAGCCAGCACGUAUAGCUGUUCCGAGAUGAGGCGAAACACUGUGGAGACUUAUAAUGAAUAUCUGCCAAGAUCCAUCCCCGAUAUGUGUAAUGAUUGCUACAGGUUCAAUAAAACCAUUGUCUCGGUUAAACUUG
Molecule: messenger RNA, 1375 nt
Organism: Electrophorus electricus (electric eel)
Lineage: Eukaryota; Metazoa; Chordata; Actinopteri; Gymnotiformes; Gymnotidae
Gene: glrx3
Product: glutaredoxin 3
Biological process (GO): intracellular iron ion homeostasis
Cellular component (GO): cytosol; nucleus
Source: RefSeq, a predicted model, not a curated record